CCGCACACUCCGCUGAGGACUUUUUCACGGCGGAGCCCUCUCUCUCUCUCUCUCCCCCACACUCUCUCCUUCCCAGCUCCUUCAAUUUGUCAAAUCUCUUUCUCUUUUCAAUGGCCGUGCGUGGCGUGAUUUGCACUCAGCAGCGCAAUAGUUAAUGAGUGCCGGAUGCGCCCUCACUCCAGCAGACCGCUACAGUACGAAGAUGGCGUCGGAGGGAGCCAGCGGAGAGCAGCCUCCUCCGGUACAAACACUGGCAACCGCCGUGCUGGGAAGUGUCGACACGAAAUGUGAGUUCAACAUGGAUAACCUGAGCAAGCCAGAGCUGCUCACCCUGCUGAGCAUCAUGGAGGGCGAGUUGGAGGCCCGCGACCUGGUCAUCGAGGCCCUCAGGGCUCAGAGGAAGGAGGUGUUUCUCCAGGAGCGAUACGGCCACUACAGCCUGACCGACCCCUUCCUGGCGCUGCAGAGGGACUUUGAGCGCGGGGUCCCCGGGGGAGACAAGGAGCGGCGGCCCCUGGGCUCCAGCCCCAUCUCCGUCCUGGAGGCCGUCAUGGCCCACUGCAGGAAGAUGCAGGAACGCAUGUCGGCCCAGCUGGCCGCCGCCGAGAGCCGCCAGAAGAGGCUGGAGAUGGAGAAGCUGCAGCUCCAGAGUCUGGAGCAGGAGCACCGCAAGCUGACGGCGCAGCUGAAGGACGAGCGCGAGAAGAACAAGCACAUCGUCAUGAUGUUGGUGCGUGAGUGCAAGCAGCUGGCCACGCGGGUGGUGGAGGAGUCGCAGCGCUUCGACGAGCUGCAGGCUCGUCUGGACGAGGAGAGUCGCACCUCUGGCCGGCUGCAGGACGAGCUGAGCACCGAGCGACAGCGCAGCCAACAGAUGGAGGCCAAGAUGGAGAAGCAGCUGUCGGAGUUCGACACGGAGCGGGAACAGCUGCGCGCCAGGCUGGGCCGCGAGGAGACGGAGAGCCACGGUCUGCGGCAGCAGGUGGAGCAGCUCAGGACUGAACAGGGCGCCGCGAAGGACGGUGGCGCUCAGGCCCAGCCCGCUGCUGCCGGAGCGGAACCUGCUGCCGCCACCAGCACGCCACCCAAACCUAAAGCGCUGACGUCUGUUUCUGUAGCCACGGAGCCCAUCAGCUCUCGAACAGCUUCUUGCCAAACGGACCCGCCCCCCACAGAGGUGGAGGGUCCCAAGAAGAACCCCCUCACCAUCCCCGUCAAACCGACCCCCGCCAACUACGUGGGCCUGAGUCUGCCAAAGACGAGCGGCCGGGGGAUCGUCCACAGCAGCUCAGGAGGACUGACGCAGACAGAGAACGGCUCGGAGGGACAAGCUCCCCACGGCCUCCCCACCGGAGUCAGCCCCCGCGUCCAGGCGGCCCGCUACAAGUUCCAGGAACAGGACCAAAACGGCACGGCGUCCCAGAGUCCUCCGGCCCGUGACCUCUCCCCCACCAACCGUGACAACUUCGCGGCCAAGCAGCAAGCUCGUCACACGGUCACACAGGUCCUCUCGCGCUUCACCAGCCCUCCAGCAGGAGGCGGCCCCCUGCGUCCAGGCCUGCCCCACUCCGCCUCAGAGGGGGGCCCUUUCCCCGGCCGCCUGAGCCACCCCAUUGGCCUCAAGUCGCCCACGGUGGCCAGGAUCGACCGGGGAAACCCGCCGCCCAUCCCUCCCAAAAAGCCCGGGCUCUCCCAGACCCCCUCUCCUCCUCACCCGCCCAUCAAGGGGGUGGGGGACAGCAGCCGCUCCCAAGGGGCGGGGCUAAAACCGGUCACACCCCAGCUGCCGCCCAAACCUGCCCUGGACCUGGUCCCAGCCCUGACGGCCUCUCAGGUGGGUGCCUGCCCCCUCUCCCGCUCCCCGGGGCCCGGCCGGGGCCCUCAGCGUCAGCCGGCAGCAGCAUGUGCAGCGUGCCCCCCCGUCAUCAGCCCCGCCACCACUGUCAGUAGCCCCUCCUCCAUAAACCCCCCCUCCACCUCCUCUUCCAUUAGUGCUUCAUCCUCCCGUAGCCCCCGAGCCUCAGCAGGCAGCCCCCUGGCAACAGCAUCAGGCUGGUGUCCCUCCGUAGUCUCCUCUCUCAGCGGCGGAGGGCCUGCUGCCCUGGACGGCGGGCGCCCCCUGCUCCCCCAAGCUGCUUCCCAGGGAAAUGUCACUUUAUUGUCAAUGCUGCUUAACCAACCAGACCCGACCACCAUCACCACCUCCUCCACCACCACCACCUCCACCAACAACACCUCCACCACCACCACCACCACCGCCAUGGAGAACAAACCCAACCAUCUCGACCAAGACCACCACCUCUACCACAACCACAACCAAACCUCUGCCUUGUUUGCUGCUGCUCAGAACGGACACACAGAGUGUGUGAAGCUGCUGCUGUCUUCAGGAACGCCUGCUGAUGUCUCCGAUGAAAAUGGAUUCACACCUUUACACUUUGCUGCCGCCCACGGCCACAGCAGCUGUGUGGAGGAGCUGCUGUCUGCAGGAGCUGCUGUGGACUCUGCGGCGGCGGCGGCGGCGGGGGGACAGACGUCCCUCUUCCUGUCCUGCGAGGCGGGACGGCUGGACUGCGUCCGCGUCCUGCUGAACGCCCGAGCUGAUCGCUCCCACACCACCGCGGACGGCUGCACGGCUCUGCACGCGGCGGUGCGCUCCGGACACGUGGACACGCUGCGCCUCCUCCUCCGCCACCCGACUCAGGGUGACCCCACUGUGACCCCCGACCCCCCCGCCUCCCUGGCUCUGCCCGCCGCCCUGCUGAACCAGGCCAACAGCGACGGCUGGACGGCUGCACACAUGGCUGCUGCCCACGGACUCAAGGAGUGUCUGGAGGUGCUGUGCAGCCACAGUGAGCAGGACAUCGAAAGGAGGGAUAAGUGCAACCGAACUAUUCAUGACGUGGCGACUGACGACUGCAAAGAUCUGCUGGAAAACCUCUACUCGUACCGGGUCCUGGUGCGUCUCCAGUGUUCGGGCGGAGGCGGGGCGGGGUCCAUGUGUCCCGUAGAGGCUCUGGAGGAGGAGGCGAAGGGCGCCGCCUGCAGCCAGCUGGUGCUGGGCCGCGUGUCGGUCGAUCGCUCCACCCGCUGGAGUCAGCUGGGCUCCACGCUCAGCCAGGCCUUCACCUCCUACCUCCAGACGGUCUGCGGGGAGUCGCAGCAGCCGGCGAGAGAGGAGGCGCAGCGUGCACCGCUCGGCCUCGGCCCCGCCAGCAUCGCCUCCAUCCUCAUAGGAGACACGGAGUGGUUGCCAGAUCAGGAGCUGCCUUUAUCCCCCUGGGACCUGGUCCGAAAGCCUCUCAGCCAGCGCAUCACCAUCCGCCUCAAAGGUCUGUCUGAGUCGUGUCUCGAUGAGCUGGCUCUGGAAUACCUCUUCCCCCUGCCGCUGCUGCACAACUACGUCCGCCUGGUGGAACAGUAUGGGAACCUCAUCUUCCACGGCCUGGAGGGCAGCUGUCAGGAGAACAUCGCCAACGUGGUCGCUCGCUGCAUCAAGUCCAAGCAGGAGCUGGGAGGGCUCGGCUGUGACGUGGUGAGGCUGGAGGUGGAGGAGAGUCUGACCAAAGAGCAGCUGCUGGAGACUUUCAUCAACUGUGGGUUCCUGGUGCCGGCGGCGGGGUCGGGGGUCAGGCUGCCCGGCUGUGUGGUGGUGCUGCUGGAGGGGCUGGAGAAGGCGUCGUCCCUCACAGGCCUGCUGGGAGACCUCUGCCACAGUCUGGACAACAGGGGCUCCGCCUCUCCGCUGCUCCUCAACACAGGCCCUCACCACUUCCGUGAAGGCAGCUUCCUGAUCGCGACGCUGUCGAAGCCGCGCCUGCAGGGGUCCGAGCUCCGCCUGCAGCAGCAUUUCCGCUGGGUAACGCUGCGCUGGGAUCAGGAGCCGCUGCACGGCAUGCUGGGAAGACACCUCCGCAGGAAGCUGCUGCAUAAAAUGGGGACGGGUGUUUGGUCGUGUGACGGCGUGAUGGAGCGCUCGGUGCUGUGGGUGAGUCAGGUCUGGCAGCAGCUCAACGCCUGUCUGUCCCGUCUGGGGACCCACGAGGCUCUGCUGGGCCCGCAGCUCUUCCUGUCCUGCCCCGUGGUCCCCAACAACACACAGGCAGUCGUCAGGUGGCUGGCUCGCCUCUGGAACGCCGUGGUCGUCCCCCGUGUGGAAGAAGCCAUCAUCUCCCGGGUUACAGCCAAACGCUCCUCCUCCACCACCACCUCCUCCUCGUCUUCCUCAUCGCCGUCGUCGCAGCGACUGUCUCCUAGCAACUGUGGGCUGAGUGCCGGGCAGCAGGCGGUGGUGAAAGCCGCUCUCAGCAUCCUGGUCAACAAGGCGGUCCUCCAGGGCUGUCCUCUGCCUCGCCACGAGAUUGACAAGUACCUGCUGGAGUUUCGGGGCGGGACCUUCCCCCUGUCGGCCAUCAGCUCGUAUAAAGGAAGCGGCACCGGAGGAGGAGGAGGCAGGAAGGGACGAGACGGCAGCAAGCUGAGACGAUCCAACACCAGCCCUCGAAAGAAGGGAAGCCCCGCCUCCAGCUGGAGCUCCGGAGGCUCCUUUAGAGAAGGUUCACUGUCCAGCUCUGAUGUCAGUUUUAUCUCCAACGGCAAAGUCCAGAGGGAGCCUGUUGGUCUCUCUGUGUUCUCUGACGACGAGACAGAUUUAAUCAGAGAGCUGCAGACCAUGUGCUCCAGCAAGUCGGAGCCAGACAUCAGCAAGAUCUCUCAGUCCAAAGACGACUUGUUCUUCAGCUCUUCCAGCGAGGCCACGCCCUCCCACAAGGCCGAGCAGGAAAUCAGCAUUCAGCAGCAACCGCAGACGACAGUCGUCCCUCAGAGCAGCCGCAGCUCCGUCCAAUCAGCCGUCCAGACCAACGACAGACGCUCAGGCCCUCGCACUAAAUCUCAGCUCCCCGUCCCGAGCAGCAGGGGGCAGCAGACCCGAGCCUCCACCGCCGCCUACAGCAGCAGCAGCAGCAGCAGCCCCAGCAGAAUCCAGACGCCCCCCAGCCGCAGCAGAACCAACAACAACAGCAGCAGCAGCAGCAGCAGAACGAAGCAGGCUCCUCCCGCCAGCAGCAGCAACAACAACAACUACCGCAACAACAUCAACGACCACAACCAAUCACAGGAGGACAUCUGGAUCCUCCACAGAGACCUGCAUGAAAACAAGUAGACAUCUUCCCCCGUCCGCCCCGACUCCGCUGUGAAAACCCCCCUCCAUGAUGUAAAGACUAGGUACCUGACGACCUUUGACUUUUAGUAUUUGUACUUGUUAUCUGUACUUGUUACACUGUACUACAGUUGUGUACUUGGGGACCAUAGUUUUAUUCUAUCACAGUAUUUGAAGUAUUUGUUUGGUUUGGUAAGACUUUAAGUGGGGGAAAGAGGAAAAAAACAACAGAACGUGAUGCAGCAGGUUACUUUACUGUUGCCUUAUUCCAGUUUAUCAGUUGUUCAGUAGACAAGAUACAGUGUAAGAAUUUACUGAAAAUGAGUUGAUGUUAAAGUAUUUGACUGGUGGAAACUGCCUCAAAAACAGUAUUUCUGUGUAUUUAAGGUGAAAUACUGUACUUGUCCUACUGGUAUAAGGCCAUUGGAGAGUAACUGAAGGUACUUAUCUUUUAGUGAAAAGUGUUUUUGGAUCAAAGAAAGAAACAAGCAGGUUUUUAUUUUCUCUUUUGUUGUUUUUUUGCUAUUAAGUAUUUUGAGAUAUUCAAGUGUUUUAUCUUUAAAUAGUUGCAAGGUUGGUUUAAAUACUGUUGAAAUUAAUCAGGGUUUUACCAAAUAUAUUUGUAAAUAAGAAUUAGUAAGUUUAAAUGCUCUAUAGAUUGGUGUAUGUGGUACAGUAUGACGCUUGUACAGUGACGAAAACCUUAAAGCAAAACUGCUGAAAAAAACAAAAACUUGUACAUAGUGUUUGUAAAACGAGUUUGGUUUUGAACCCUUCACUUGUUUCAAAGUGAAGGGGCUGUGGCAAUAAGUACUAGAACUGUAUAAACACAGGAUGUCCUAUCAACUGUAAGCCAUAAUAAAUAUUUUAAAUGCCAUUCAUUUUCCCUGAGUCAUGUUUAACCACUGCUGAGCCCUACAGUGUAAUUCAUACUUUGUUUUGUUUUUGCUUUUCUUUACCACUGUGUUCUUCGUAUGUUUUUACUUUUAAAAGGACAGGUUUAUGUUAAGCGGACAUUGUUUAUAUAUAUAUAUAAAUAUAUCUAUACAUAUGUACAGGAGAGAUUUUAGUCAACCUAUGAUUUUGAUCUGUACGAUAGCUGUUUGAAGUUUAAAGAAUUGUCUUUCAAGCACAAACAUUAAAAUGGCACUGUUAAAAAUCCCCACAA
Centropristis striata (black sea bass) is the source of this 6326-nucleotide messenger RNA. It is a transcript of the gene cttnbp2, whose product is annotated as cortactin binding protein 2. Gene Ontology annotation, molecular function: protein binding. The coding region runs from base 155 to 5161 and encodes 1668 amino acids. The transcript is spliced from 23 exons. Gene Ontology annotation, cellular component: glutamatergic synapse. Lineage: Eukaryota; Metazoa; Chordata; Actinopteri; Perciformes; Serranidae. The record is from RefSeq and is a predicted model, not a curated record. Gene Ontology annotation, biological process: regulation of synapse organization.